Molecule: messenger RNA, 2841 nt
Organism: Didymella exigua CBS 183.55
Lineage: Eukaryota; Fungi; Ascomycota; Dothideomycetes; Pleosporales; Didymellaceae
Product: alkaline phosphatase-like protein
Exons: 8
Coding region: 1-2841 (946 amino acids)
Biological process (GO): GPI anchor biosynthetic process
Cellular component (GO): endoplasmic reticulum membrane
Source: RefSeq, a predicted model, not a curated record
AUGGCGCCACGAAAGGCGCCGCUCGUGCUCGCGAAUUUACUGAUUCCAAUCGCGAUCCUUGUCUUCGCGACUGGCUUCUUCCCGUACAAACCCUUCAUGCAAGGACUUGCCGAGUACGAAGAUGUGUCCUGGCUUUCUCAGCAAGAAGGGAGCCGGGGAGAGUUGCAACCCCCUGAAGCACCAUUCGACAAGCUCGUGUUCAUGGUCGUGGACGCGCUGCGAAGCGACUUCGUCUACAGUGAGCAGAGCGGGAUGAGCUUUGUGCAGAGCCUCAUCCGCGACGGCACCGCACUCCCCUUUACAGCUCAUGCGACAUCCCCCACCAUUACCAUGCCACGCGUAAAAGCCAUCACUACAGGUUCCAUCCCUUCCUUCCUCGACGUCAUUCUCAACUUCGCCGAAUCCGAUACAACCUCCACGCUUGCAGCGCAAGAUACCUGGCUGGCACAGAUCAAAGCCAAGCGCUUUGGAGAUAAGCAGGGCAAGCUGGUCAUGUACGGCGACGACACAUGGUUGAAGCUCUUCCCAGACUUCUUUGAGCGGGCGGACGGAACGAGCAGUUUCUUUGUUUCGGACUUCACCGAGGUGGAUAACAACGUGACGAGACAUGUUCCAAACGAGUUGCUGAACGAUGACUGGAAUGCUAUGAUCAUACACUAUCUGGGCUUGGACCAUAUCGGACACAAGGCUGGUCCCAAGAGCCCCAACAUGGUCCCAAAACAGAAAGAGAUGGAUGAUAUUGUGCGCAUCAUCUACUCUGCCAUCGAGAACGAAGAUCAUUUAUCCAACACACUAUUUGUGCUAUGCGGCGACCAUGGCAUGAACGAAGGUGGGAAUCACGGAGGAUCGUCACCCGGCGAAACUUCACCCGCGCUUGUCUUCAUGAGCCCAAAACUUACGAAGAUUACUCGAAAGCAAGCGAACGUCCAAAGCCCCGUGAAACCCAAGACAGAAGGCGAGUUCGACUACUAUAGGACAGUCGAACAGAGCGAUAUCGCACCGACACUGGCCGGUCUGCUUGGGUUCCCAGUAUCGAGGAAUAAUCUCGGCGUUUUUCUCAGUGACUUCAUAGGCUUUUGGGAUAAAGGCUCGGACCGCAACCAGCUUCUGUACAGGAACGCAAAGCAAAUCAAGCGCAUUGUGCAAGCCACCUAUACCAGCCAGAGUUUCGAAGACGUGGAUACUACCUCCAGACAUACAGAGACCUUGAGGUGCCAGGACCUGGAGAGCAGCGAGAAGCUCGCUUGUCUUUGGAACCGAGCUGUGACACGCAUGAUUAGCAACGAUGCUGAUAGUGCAAAGCAAGAGCAUCUCAAUAAGUUCAUGCAUGAGGCUCAAGAUGUCAUGUCCAGUGCAGCGUCCAACUACGAUGUACCCCGACUGUUCCUUGGGACUGGUCUCGCCAUUCUUAUUUGUAUCCUGAGCUUCUUCACUAUUCCAUCUCUGCGUCCUAUAUCGUCUGCUGGAAUUUACUACUCUAUCACUCUCGCACUGUACGCCGUGCUCAUGUUCGCAUCCUCAUACGUUGAGGAGGAGCACAAUUUCUGGUACUGGAUCACAUCAGGCUGGUUCUUCUACCUCUACUUAGGUAACAUGCGAGACAAGAGAACCACAUCGUGGCUCCUUCAUCCCGCUCUCAUGCUACUGGUCAUCCACAGGAUCAUCAGACGCUGGAACCAGACGGGCCAAAAGUUCGCCGGCGCAGACGACAUCGUCACAAGCGGCAUCUUCCACGGCAACAACUCCAUCUUGUUGUGGGUUUCGAUCGGUGCUACCUACCUGGACAUUACGAACCGGAUUUCGCGACACAUCGCCCGCUCGGUGGUCACACUGGACAAGCCUAUUUCCUCGUCUCAGCUGGACUUGGAGCCAGAGCAGCAACACCGCAUGAUGGGCGCGCUCAUAGCGACACCCCUCUGCGUUGCGGCAGUUAUCUUCAAACUCGCAUUCACCGCUAAAGACGCUCCGGAGCUCACGUACGGCAUCACAUCGGGCGUAAUGGAGCGUGUCGAGAUGCUGGAUCUUGUUGAUCUGGCACGCAUGGUGUUUGGCGGUAUUGCGCUUGUCUACACGUGGAUCGUUUUCUCGGAGUAUCAGCGCUCGACUCGCCGGGCGAAGCAGAACGUCAAGGGAACUGGUGACCUAGCAACGGCCUUCUUCGAUAUGUUCACACUCUUCCUCCUCACACAAACCAAAUCACAGAACAUCCCCCUCUACCUGCUCUUCAGAAUCCAAUACUUCAUGCUGUCACUCCUCUCCCCCACCCCAAUUCAAACCACCCUAACAUCCCUCCUGCUGAGUCAAACAUCAUUCUUCGCCCUCGGUCUCAACAACAGUAUAUCCAGCAUCGACCUUUCCAACGCCUACAACGGGAUCAGCGGAUACAACAUCCUGGCCGUGGGGCUCCUCGUAUUCCUCUCAAACUGGGCGGGGCCGGUAUACUGGAGCAUCGCAGGCGUGCGUCUGCUCAACAGCCGCGGAAAAUCCAACUCCGGCGGCGCUCAACGCCGUGACGCAAGGCCCGAAGACGCCAAGCCAACGCGCAGCUGGGUCGCAGCUGAGCACGCUCAUCUGCACUCUCUCGCCACACCGCGGCCCGACAUAAACAGUGAGCGGAAGUGUGAGGGAGAUGUCUGGACCGUGCACGUCGCGCUGCUGACGCUGUUCACGGGCGUCAUGCUCACGAGCGUCAUGGCGGCGUGUACGGCGCUGCGGACGCAUCUUUUCAUCUGGACGGUAUUUAGUCCCAAGUACCUGUUCGCGAUGGCGUGGGGACUUGCGUGGCAUUUGGGCGUUUCGGUUGGACUGGGGGGACUGGUGUGGUGGAUGGGGAAGUGGUAG